AUGGGCGUGAAGUCGUACGGCGAUCGGAUGGACACUUCGCGUUUGACAUUACGAUGCGCAAUAGUGUUCUGGUCGUCAAAACUUUCAGCGCGAUCAACAGCAGUGGUGAUCCAUGCUGCUCUUGAGGAGGAAGCGACGGCAGAUGUGUCGCCCGAUGUGCAAAAAGCGACACUCGUGAACUUCCACCAGAUGUUCGGGCAUUUUUCGUAUGACACGAUCGAGAGGAUCGCGAAGAACCCGGGCAGUGAAAUUCGCAUUACGGAUCAAAGACGUUUGACGUGCAUCACGUGUGCUCAGAACAAACAGACGAAAAACAGCCAAAUCAAGAAGGACACCGGCGUGCACUCUCCAAUUGAUCGGGUCAGAGGAGUGAUUUGGCAGACUGGUGUCGCUCGCCAAGUGAGUGAGGCGCGGAUUCAGGCGUCCAACGGAAAAGCCGAAAGUAUGCACCGGACGGUGUUGAACAUGACGCGGGCGAUGAUCUUUGCGUCGGGACUGCUCUUGACGUUCUGGGGAGACGCUGCUGAGUAUGCAACAUACAAUCUUAACAGAAGCCCGACGAGCGCGAACCCGAAGCGCGCAUCCUUCAUCGAAGUCUUGACGAAGCGAGCUCCAGAUCUACGCAAAAUUGUCAUAUUUGGUUCCCAUGUACGGUGUACCGCGAUCCACGGAAGGAUUCGUUCGCCCAUCGCGCUCAAGUCAGCACCAUCGUUGGUCAAAGCCACGAGACGAAAGGGUUCCGUUUUUACUUGCGCAAGGACAACUUUGUUGUCGUCACACAACAUGUCAAGAACAUCGAGACACUUCCAACAGCGCAGAACGCAACUGCAGCGCGAGCUCGAGAGCGACGACCGUGCAGAUGCGAACACCAGCAGCGACGCUCAAGAGCCAGCGCAUGCGAUGCAACGUGAGCACAAGGCAUAUAGCAAGAAGCCAAGGAAAACGCACAAGUGGACGAGACAACCGAUCGCCACACGUGCAGCGUCGAAGAAAUCCUCUACAAGCCAGGACGAGGCCGCUCGUAGCACCGACGUGGUGAGCCACGUGUUCGAACCCGAUCUGAAGAACCACCGCGAAGCGAUCAAGAGCACGAAGUGUUUGAACUGGAAGGAAGCGAUGGAGGAGAAGCUUGCGGCUCUUGAGGCCAACGACGUGUGUGCAGUUGUCCGUCGUCCAAGUGGCAGCAACGUCUUGCAUUCAAGGUGGGUUUUUAAGACUAAAAAGACCGAAGUAAUUAACGCUUAG
This is a messenger RNA of Peronospora farinosa, 1245 nucleotides long. NCBI's taxonomy places the organism in Eukaryota, Oomycota, Peronosporomycetes, Peronosporales, Peronosporaceae. The record is from the annotation of a GenBank genome assembly.